Messenger RNA from Cavia porcellus (domestic guinea pig), 5422 nucleotides. It is a transcript of the gene Kcnj2, whose product is annotated as potassium inwardly rectifying channel subfamily J member 2. Gene Ontology annotation, molecular function: inward rectifier potassium channel activity. Gene Ontology annotation, biological process: regulation of monoatomic ion transmembrane transport; potassium ion import across plasma membrane. Lineage: Eukaryota; Metazoa; Chordata; Mammalia; Rodentia; Caviidae. The coding region runs from base 377 to 1660 and encodes 427 amino acids. The transcript is spliced from 2 exons. The record is from RefSeq and is a predicted model, not a curated record. Gene Ontology annotation, cellular component: plasma membrane.
GGAGCCCUGGCCAGCGCGCAGCCUUCCCGGCGCCGGCAAGCUGGGUCUUGGGAAUUCUGUUUUGCUCCUGCUCACUCACAUUUACAAACCACUGGAUCUUAUAUGCCUCUGUACCUCCCAUUUCCACUGCGUGUGUCCAUGCUCCCGUGCCAGCAACAGGAUAUGUUCUCUUGAUGUCAGCUAAGAGUUACUAAGGUAGCUCUGCAUGUCAGUAAACCAACCUUGGUAGAAUCCCGAGGCUCUUGGAGACACCCAUCUCUCUUCAUUUUUGUGUGUGCGUGUCCUCACUGAACAUUCAAAACUGUUUCUCCAAAGAGUUUUGCAAAAACUCAGACUGUUUUCCAAAGCAGAAGCACUGGCGUCCUCAGCAGAAGCGAUGGGCAGUGUGCGAACCAACCGCUAUAGCAUUGUCUCUUCGGAAGAAGACGGCAUGAAGUUGGCCACCAUGGCAGUUGCCAAUGGCUUUGGGAAUGGGAAAAGUAAAGUCCACACUCGGCAACAGUGUAGGAGCCGCUUUGUGAAGAAAGAUGGCCACUGUAAUGUUCAGUUCAUCAACGUUGGGGAAAAGGGACAACGGUACCUUGCUGACAUUUUUACUACGUGUGUGGACAUUCGCUGGCGGUGGAUGCUGGUUAUCUUUUGCCUAGCUUUUGUUCUCUCGUGGCUGUUUUUUGGCUGUGUGUUUUGGCUGAUAGCUUUGCUCCAUGGAGAUCUGGAUGCAUCUAAGGAGAGCAAAGCCUGUGUGUCUGAGGUCAACAGCUUCACAGCUGCCUUUCUUUUCUCCAUUGAGACCCAGACAACCAUCGGCUAUGGGUUCCGAUGUGUCACGGAUGAAUGCCCGAUUGCGGUGUUCAUGGUUGUGUUCCAGUCAAUUGUGGGCUGCAUUAUUGAUGCUUUUAUCAUUGGUGCCGUCAUGGCAAAGAUGGCAAAGCCAAAGAAAAGAAAUGAGACUCUUGUCUUCAGUCACAAUGCUGUGAUUGCCAUGAGAGAUGGCAAGCUGUGUUUGAUGUGGCGAGUAGGCAACCUUCGGAAAAGCCACUUGGUAGAAGCUCAUGUUCGAGCCCAGCUCCUCAAAUCCAGAAUUACUUCUGAAGGGGAAUACAUUCCCUUGGAUCAAAUAGACAUCAAUGUUGGCUUUGACAGUGGAAUUGACCGUAUAUUUCUGGUAUCCCCAAUCACUAUUGUCCAUGAAAUAGAUGAAGAUAGUCCUUUAUAUGAUUUGAGCAAGCAGGACAUUGAUAAUGCAGACUUUGAAAUUGUUGUGAUACUAGAAGGCAUGGUGGAAGCCACUGCCAUGACAACACAGUGUCGUAGUUCUUAUUUGGCCAACGAGAUCCUUUGGGGCCACCGCUAUGAGCCAGUGCUCUUUGAGGAGAAGCACUACUAUAAAGUGGACUAUUCGAGGUUUCAUAAGACUUACGAAGUACCCAACACUCCCCUUUGUAGUGCCAGAGACUUAGCAGAAAAGAAAUAUAUUCUCUCAAAUGCUAACUCAUUUUGCUAUGAAAAUGAAGUUGCCCUUACAAGCAAAGAGGAAGAUGACAGUGAAAAUGGGGUUCCAGAAAGCACCAGUACAGACACACCUCCUGACAUCGACCUUCACAACCAGGCAAGUGUACCUCUAGAGCCCAGACCCUUACGGCGAGAAUCGGAGAUAUGACUGACUAGCUCAUUCUCUGGAAUAUUUACGUAACUACACAGUCUGUUGGUCAGAGGCCCAAAACAGUUUUACAGACGACGGUACUGGUCAGAGGUGGGACAAGGCAGGUGGCCACAAGAGACCGAGGCUAGCACGAGUGAUUUUGAGAAAGACUGUAAACCCGAUGAUGAAGUCAAGCACUCAAUAGGCCUCCGUGUAACUCAAUGGCACAUAUAUGUUAUAGAAUAAGUUAUGGAUUUUUAAUGUAUUGUUUUGUGUUUUUACAAAACUUGAAUUUGCAGGCAAGCUUUGGUUGGGUAUUUGACUUAUCCAGAAUGCUUCUCUUUAGGGAACAAGAAUGUUUUUAAUGGCAUAACAAAGGCAAGACUUUGCCUUAAUUUUUGAAAAGCUGCUAACUACAUGAACACAAAUUGUAUUUUUGUUGCAGUGUAGUUUUUCUUUUAUAUAAUUUAAAAGUCAGUGUUGAACUUUGUUGAAAGCUCAUGAUGCACUGCAAAGUAGCAAGUAUUUGGCUAUUAACUGCCAAAAUGAAAGCCUGAUUUUUUUGAGGCCAGUAAUCUGUUUGCUACAAUUGAUUCUCUCUCUCUCUCUCUCUCUCUCUCUCUCUCUCUCUCUCUCUCUCUCUCCUCUCUCUCUGUCCUCUCUCUCUCUCUCUCUCUGUCCUCUCUCUCUCUUCUCUGUUUGGUUACAUAAGGGCAUUAUGUAACACUAGCCAAAUGGUAGCCUCUGGGUUUUUUUCCUUUCUCUCCAGGAUAUUAAUGGGUUAUCUCAAAUUUUAAGUUAGACUACCUAAAAUGAAUACCAAAGAUAAUGCACAUUUUUGCACAAUGGAGCUUAUACUAGAAAGAAAGCCCUAUGGGUUGCCUUGAAAUCAAGAGACAAUAACUUUGAACCUCAGCAAGACCUUGAAAUGCCUGUUCAUUUGCACCUUUUUUAGAAAACUGAUCAUCAGAAACAAGAGUCCCGUAAGUGUAGUUCUUUAUAAAUUCCGUCUUUUUCAAGCAUCUUUCUUAUUGGAAGAGGAAGAGGACGAAGACAGUGAAAGUAUAAUCCACACACAUCACCCAGGAUUCACAGCUUUUGUUUUCUCCUGUAGUUAGUGCCCUCCUGGUUAGUGUCUAAAAUGAUAUGCUCUUAGAUUUGUCUGGACUUUCCCCUUUUAUGCACAUUCCAACAUUUAUUCCAUAAGAUAAGGUCUCUGUUGGACUUUGCCUGCAUUCUGGCAUCCUCCAAAGGAACAUUUGCACCUGAAUUCAUAGCCUUGACUGUCAGGACGUUUAUAGAUUGGCAUCAUCUUAGAAAAGAUACCAUGCCUGGCUUCCUGGUUUGUUUCUUUGAUCAGCCUGUCUGGAGGGAGACCUGCAGUGUGGGAGCAGGCUAAGAUGAUGAUGUAGAAGGUAAUAGGGAGGUGUUAGACAAACCUCUUUGAUGCAACACUUUAGCUCAAGUAUUCACAAGCCAGAGGAAAAUUGCUUCUUUUGUAUUGCAGAGGGCAGAAAUGAGAACAUUUCAGUAUUCUAGGAUCAAAGAUAGUCACAAAAUCAUGUAAUGCAAUCACAAGUAAAUGUGAUAAUAGCCCAAAAGGAUUAUUUCCCUCUAUGUGUGCAUAUGCAUGACCACUGUGAGCCAAAACAUUACUUUUUGUGAAGCUCUAGAGCAGGUUUCAAAGGACACACUGUUUUUAAGAAGUCUCUCCUGCUUGGCUGCCUGCCUUGUUAGAAACAGCUUCUCUCCCCCAGCUCAAUAAUGGAAUUCUUCUUUUGGUCUAAAGUUCCCUACUUGUGAAUUCUGGGGUUGCUGACUUUUCUUUUUAAUUAGAGUCUCAAAAUCAACUCUUUUGUGGUGUUAUAUGCUAGUAUGCCAUUAAAAAACAGCUUGUUCUAGAAUCCUGUACUCUGUCAAUUUACAUUUGUGAUGGUAUCUGGUUUGGGAACAGCCAUGUAUGAAUGCCGUGCCUGCAGGAGUAUGACAGAUUCUGCUGUUUUCAGCCUUCCAUGUUGAUGAGUUUAAAAUCCAUGGGUUCUUUUCAAUGGAACCAAGACAGAGAGGUUAAGCAAGUGGAUGUCACUUAUAAUCCAAAUUUAAAGGCAGAUUUGGAAAGUUGUUUAAUGAGUUGGAGGAAAUGGGGAUGAGAGAAUUUAGUGAAUGAACAAUAAUUUGGCCUUUGACUGUGAGAGGCUAUUGAGGGCUUCAGCUGCUGCUAUUAUGAUGUUUUGCAAAGGAAAAUAAUCAAACCAAAGAGUAUUCAAUGACAUAUAAAUUAAAUGAAGAUGCAGAGGAGAAUGGGGGUGACCACACAGGAGGCCCUCCCCCAAACACACCGUGCUACCACUUAAAAAGAACUGAAAUGUUUGAAGGGGGUGGGUACAAGGACAAGAAGGGGGAGGGAAAUCUUUCAAUUUAUUUCUGAUAAAGUAGGAAAUAAAAUCUAAAAUUUCUGGUGCACAGGUUUGUUUUUCUUUUUUCAAGAGAAUUUUGCAGAAGCUAUGUUUUUAAAAGUGUACAUUUUAUAAAGUUUAUCAGAUAUUUUCAUAUUUAAAGCCAAAUGUAAAUAGAAGUGUGUAAAGCAAAAGAAAAAAAAAAGAAAAAAAAUUACCAUAGAAAGUAUAAUUUCUGAGCAACGAUUUCUGAAAGCUAAUACCUAUAUGCUACCGGUUAGCAUGGUUUCAGCAAAUAUUUACCAGCCUUAUAAAAUUCAUAUUGCUAGGUUCUCCUGUUAUUUAUUUCAGCAUGGACUGUUCAUUUGAAAGCUUUUCGUAGUUACUAGCAUUUUAAUAAUUACAAGUUUUAAAUGGCUAUUUUGUUGUUGUUGUUGUUGUUAAAAGAGCCAAGACACAGGUAAUGCUGGCACUUAUUGCAGCAUUUUACCUUCAAAAUAUUGUCUUUAUUGACUGAGUCUCCUUAACUAAUGCAAACCUGUCACUAGAAUGCAGAAGGAAGGGACUCACCUUGAAUAUCUGGGGUGGAUUCCCAGAUGCGUGUUGCUUCUCUAUUGCAAGCAAAUCCUUGAUGCAUUUCCUUAGGAUGUAUUCCCUUUUAAAGAAUGUCUGCCCAUAUCUGGAUGGGCAUUAUAUUUGGGAGGGUGUAGAUUCCUGAUUAUUCUAUUUUUAAAUAAGAGGUAGACAAAGCGAAUUCUAUUUUGAUUAUUGAGAAAGGAAUAGUUUUCUAUCCCUCUAAGAGUUAUACUUGAAUCAGACAUUUUAAGGAUGUCACUAUAGCACUGUAGCCAUUUCCAAAUUCCUCCAGGAAGUUUGUUUUACUUGGUUUUCAUUCUAUUAAUGCAUUGUUUCUUCCCUUUACUUCCUUUCUCCCCUGCAUACUCCCAUCCCAGAUCUCAGUGUGUAUUUGAAGAGCUCUGUCCCCUAAAUCAUGUUCUUCUUGCAGAUAAUAAAAUGAGUUUAUCUUUUUUAAUAAGCCACUUUGUAAAGGCAAACAAGCUAAUUCUGAGUACGGUGAUCUGUUUUUCACUCUGUGUCUAAUAAUGUCAAGGGGAAAAUUAAAAGUGUUGCAUAGUUUUAUCCCCACCAACAACCUUUAGCAAACUAGAAUUUCCUUUCUAGUAUCAUGAGCUUUCAGCUCUGGGGUACAGUGAGUUGAACAAUUUUGGCCUUUGACAAUCAUGUUAGUUAUUAUUUUCCCAUUUGCCAUCUUUUUGUAUCUCCAGUCUUCCUAUUGUACUGCACAAACCAUCGAUUGUACAUAUUUUUAUAUAUUAUGUCUUAUUUUAUUAUUUCUAAAUAAAAAUCAAAAAUUGAAAAUGAA